Molecule: messenger RNA, 1161 nt
Organism: Durusdinium trenchii
Lineage: Eukaryota; Dinophyceae; Suessiales; Symbiodiniaceae
Source: the annotation of a GenBank genome assembly
AGAGCCGGCCGGAGAGCCUGGUGACAGAGACGCCAUGGCGCCUCGCACGUGGGCGUUGAGUGAGGGGAAAGUGCCGCUUCCAAAGUAUCGGAAGUAUUGGGAUGGUUCAAGACCACAAGUCUGGAUGGUGCCGGCGGCACCUUCCACUGCGAAGGGCCUCGGGAAGGGUCAAGGGCCGAGUGAAGGUGCUCCCUCCCAAGUGGUGUCGCAGAUCCCCUGCGUGGAGGCCGCCGAAGUGCCGGCGCCAGACCUGUCGGAAGGCUCGUGGACACCUGAGGUGCGCUCCGCGCUCUGGAGCAUGUCCUCUUCGGGGUCCCGAAGGGAGCCUUCGUCCCGUCACAGCCGCACCACGACACCUCGUGGACAGCUGGCACCGCACGGUCCCAGCGCUUGCGCAGCGCGGAAUGCUGGCGCGCCCAGCGCUCCCGAGGUGAGUGCCCAAGUGCAUCCGCCCUGGGGCGUGGAACGUGCCAACCAGGAUCGGCCGGAUCUCCUGCUGCAGAAGCGCCUAGAAUAUAGACAAGUGUUGGACGAGCAGAGCGCCAAGAUGGCAGACCUGCACCGACGGCAACGUGCCGAGCAAGUGGAGUUGGAGAAGAACUCCAUCCCGUCACUUGCGACCAAGACUCAUGAGUGGGAGAAGCACACGGAGGGAGAUUGGAAGGCUUUGAUGGAGGAGCAGCGCAAGGCAGCGGCCUGCAGACAACAGAAGGAGCUUCAGAAGCGUUUGGAAGAGGAGGAAAGCUGCCGUGCAUGGCUGCAGCAGGCAGCCGAAGAGCGCGCCAAGCGCUACUUCCUCACGCGGCGGCGGCAAAAGGAGGAGGAUUGCGAACUCACGCAGGAGUGGAUGAAAGUGAGUGAGGAGAAGAAACGGCUCAAGGAGAAGACUCGGAAGGAGGAACUGAAAUCCGAACAAAAGGCCUUGCAAGCGCUCCGGGAAGGCUUAGCCCCGCCCCGGCGCCUGCGGAAGCCCGUGAGCCUUUGCGAUUACUACACGGAGCCUGUGAGUUUGCCCAAAUCCCGAUGAGUCCGCGAUGUCGUCUCCCUUGCCGCGUGAAAAACACCUGCGUGGGGAGUGGCUUUCUUAGGAGUUGAGAAGAGAGGCCUGAUCUCUGGAUGUCUCUAUGAAGACAGACUUGUCCUUUUCGGGAGGCCUGCGUC